Molecule: messenger RNA, 2925 nt
Organism: Leishmania braziliensis MHOM/BR/75/M2904
Lineage: Eukaryota; Euglenozoa; Kinetoplastea; Trypanosomatida; Trypanosomatidae
Exons: 1
Coding region: 1-2925 (974 amino acids)
Source: RefSeq, a predicted model, not a curated record
AUGACAGCAGCUACGGAUGGCAGUGCGUCGAGCGUAGUGAGGUGCGCGGAGUGGUUGCACAAAGUUGUUCCAUGCUGGCUGGACGCUGAUGCUUCAGUGCACCUCGAGGAUGCGCUGCGGGAGCUGGAGAUUUGGCUCAGUUGCGUCUCCGCGUACGCUACGAAGGGUGGACACCUGCCUGUGAAGGCAGCGCUGCGGGUGCAAUUGGUAACGCUGGACAGCUGGAACACAACUGCUUUAUCCGGUUGGCCGUCAGAGCGCCAAGACCUCAAGGUGCAGUUACGCUGGCUAGUGACACAGUUGUACCUGUGCAGUCACUGUGUCUUCGCGGAAUCAGCCGUUCGCGAGGCGCACUUGUCUCACCACCUAGAUGACGCCGAGAAGUGCAUUCUAAUGUGCCUAAAGACGAGCAAAGACCUCCUCCGUACGCGCCGCACCGAUGCCGCUGACAAGGUGCUCGCUUGGGCGGCGUGUGUUGUCAAGGCAUGCGGGGGCACCCCCGGUGCCACCGUACGCAAAUUUUCAGUAGAGGUUCAUUUUGCCCAGCUGCGCGCAGCCUGGGAGGCAGGGGGAUACGAUCGCGCUUGUGUCAUGGCCGCCAAGCUGGCUGAUGAGGCACGCUUGAGCCCAGCGUACACAGAGGCGCUGUUCGAGCUCAUCUAUAGCAUCGGAGUCAAAUCACUUCAGGUGGAUCAUUUUGAUGCAGACCCAUGCGGUGGACACGUUCGCAGUGCAUCGGAGACCGAGGGAGUGGAGCUGCCACCACGUGCAUCAGCCAGGCGGAUUUCAGACGAACAGGCUGCACUGCAGACCCUACUGCUCCUCUCCCUGCGACUGCAGGAAUCCAUCAAGGUGCGAACGGUGAAACAGCGGACAUUUUUCGGCAUGACACAACUGCAGUACGCCUAUUCGCUGCUUCUAUGCGGCAAGUACGACGACGCGGCGGACGCGGCGACAGCGUCGCACGCGAUUCUCCGCACCGUCGAGCCUAUUGUGGUGCGUUUUAAAGCUGAAGUGCACCGCCAUGCCACUAACGAGGUGCUGCCAUUAUUCGGUGCUCUUUGCGGUGACGCCACUGUCGACGUGGGGGAUCUGUGCGCCAUGGCAAGCCUUGCAAUGGAGAAGAUCCCUAGUUUGCAGGAAACGUUGUUUUCAGAGCUGCACCGCCGUGUGGCGGCCUCGGCGAUCGCCGUUGACCAGUUCCGACUGCUGUGCGUUCUCAUUCGCCACUCCUCUGAGUGGAGCGUUGCGGAGCUACUGCGCCGACUCUCCAAGGGCGAUUUGCCACCACCGACAUUUCACCGCUUCCUGUUCUGCUGUCUCUGGCAGCUGUCAGCCAAAACGGUGGAGGAGCAACCUCGAAACUUGUCUGUGGCCACUCGGUGGUGCUGCCUGGACGCGGCACAGCGGCUUUUCCGCAACGUUGCGUCAGAGGAAGAGCUGCAGUCCGUUUUGCUGGACAUGGCACAGCUCGCCGUCGAACUGCACGUCGAUGGAAGAGAGGCCACGAAGGAGCUCGAGCAGACGCUGAGACUGUGUCAACAAGUGAAGGCUAUCGUUCCUGCGCUGGAGGCACCUUUGUUGCAGGCUCAGUCGCAGGUCGCUUUUUUGCUAGGAAAAUCAGAGCAGGGAAUGGAGCGGGUGAAGGCACUGCUGACCUGCACAUCAGAGGAGACAGCAGUGCGGACCUGCAGCGAGCUCGUCACGUUUCUGCUCCGCUCGUCGUUGCUUCCCUUGGCUGGCGCGGUUGCAGAGUUAUGCGUCGUUGCCUUUCACCAGCAUCAGUCCCCAUUGUGUAUUAUCGAGUUUGCCAAGGUGUUUGCGAUGGGAUGCUUGGUAGAGGAGUCAGAGCAAAUCCGCGCCGAGGUUGGCGGCAUUCUCGAAGCGCAUGUUUGUCCUGUCUUGCAGCACGUGACGUUGACGUUGCCUGACGCGCGUUGGUGGAGUCGGUUUCUCUGGUACGCUGCCGAGGCGCUCCUUGACAGCGACCCUGGGCGAGCCGUGAGGCUCCUUCAUGCCGGGGUUGAGCUCCAAGCAGAUCGUAGCGACGCCUGUGAGACCGAGAUGCCCGCGGCAGCGUCGGUCGGGUUUGUGUGUGAGCGCCUGUGCCUUUUGCUCGACACUGAGUUUGACACCUUUGCAGCUGGGCAAGCGGCUCUCUCCACCGCAGAGCUUCAGCGGCACAGCGAUAGUCUUGCAAGCCUGCUUAGUUCCUGCAUCGACGAGAAGGACAGCGCAGACGGCUGCUUCACGCCGCCGCAGCGUAUCACACUUUUUCUUGCGAGGUUAGAAGUUAAGCUGCGUGAUGUGCUGGCACGUGAUGUCUCCGUGCCCAUUGACAUGGAGGCACUUGGCCUAGCUGAGCUGCCCAGUAUGACUGGCAUAGGCUCUGUUGAUCUUGAACAAGUAGCGACAGUGUGCCACCAUGUGGCCUUACGCCUUUCCCCUCCUGGUUCCUACUCUCUGUGUGAUGCGGCACUCACCAUCAUGCUGGCGGCGGCCCAGCUGAAGCUCAGCAGCGGUGUGGUCUCUACCCCUGCGCUCGGUUCUCUCUUCGCAACGAUCUACUCCGCCUUCAGGAUUGCUCGUAAUGCUGAUGGACGGCUGCUGGUAUGUGAAGUUCUCAUCACUGCCCUCCCUUUUCUCACUGCCAACGGUGCCUCGCGGCACUCCGCUUCCUCUCAUUUGCACGAUCACUAUGGCAGGUCUUCUUCCCUGAAGGGAGACCUCGGCCUCUGCGAGACCGUCGUUGAGUUCUUUGCCGUUGAAGCGUGGAAUGAGUCCGUACAGUGCAACAUCCUGCAGAGGCGUGCGCUGGUAGAGCGAUGGCGUGCCAUCACUGCGGCGCUCACAAGUGUCUUGAGCGACACAAACGCGUCAAAGGCCGCCAUUGCGGACCUUGCUGCGCAGAUGCCGUUGCUUUGA